AUGGGCAUGGGCUUCUUUCAAAUGAGCAAUGGACAGAUGCUGCAGAGUGGAUGCUCCCUGGUCCAUCAUGUGCUUGUCAACAGCUCCAACUCCUCCUGUUACACGUUCAUCCUGGCAGGCAUCCUGGGGCUGGAGGUUUCCCACAUCUGGCUCUCCAUCCCUUUCACUUGCAUUUACAUUGCAUCCCUUGUGGGGAACCUCUUUGUCAUUGGGACUGAUCCGAGCCUCCAUGAGCCCAUGUACCCAUUCUUAUCCAUGCUAGCCAUCACCAGUUUGGGUUUCUCUCUGUCUACAACGUCAACUGUGAUGAGUGUAUUCUGGGUCAACUACAGGGAAAUCAGUUUUGAUGCCCAUUUUGCUCAGCUUUAUUUUGUUCAUUCGUUCUCCUUCAUGGAAUCCUCAGUACUUCUGGCCAUGGCCUUUGAUCAUUAUGCGGCCAUCUGCUACCUGCUGAGAUACUCCUCCAUCCUCACCAGUGCCAGGGUAGCCAAGAUUGGGCUGGCUGUUCUCUGCAGAAGUCCCUUAGGAGUGCUGCCAUCACUCUUCUUGCCGAGAAGGUGGCCCUUCUGCCAGUCCCAUGUGAUCUCUCACACCUACUGCCUGCAUCAGGACCUGAUCGAGCUGGUAUGUGCAGACAUCACAUUCGAUAACACGUACAGGUUAGCUGUGGUCAUCCUCAUAGUGGUACUAGACGCAUUGCUCAUUAUUUUGUCAUAUAUUAUGAUUUGUAAGACAAUUGCAAGCAUCGCAUCCCAGAGGGACCAUCUCAAGGCUCUGAACAACUGCCGGUCCCAUAUCCUGGCAAUCCUGAUCCUGUACAUCCCGACUGGCUUGCCCAUGGUUCACCAUUUCAGCAAGCAUGCUUCCCCUCUCAUUCACGUCCUCCUGGCCAACAUCUACCUGCUGGUUCCUGCCAUGCUGAACCCCAUCAUCUACAGCAUAAAAAACAAACAGAUCCGUGGGGUCAUCCGCAAGGUCCUCAUGCCAAGAAAGAGCUUCUCCCCAUGGCACCACAGCACAUCAAGUACUUUUGCUAACUGCCCACCAUAA
Molecule: messenger RNA, 1050 nt
Organism: Pelecanus crispus (Dalmatian pelican)
Lineage: Eukaryota; Metazoa; Chordata; Aves; Pelecaniformes; Pelecanidae
Source: RefSeq, a predicted model, not a curated record